GCUUAUAAUAAGCUGUUGGAAUCAGGAUAAGGUCAUUUUUUCUUCCAAUGGUUACACCAAAGGCUUCAGUCAUAUCAAGAUCCUUGUUGUCUGUUCCAUCUGCCAGACAUAUUCUCCUUCCAGCUCCAAAAGGUUCAUCCCAAUACUUGGGAUCUCUGUUAAUUGCCCAUGUAUUCACUAUCACUCUGCUCUUCACAG
Molecule: messenger RNA, 198 nt
Organism: Lactuca saligna
Lineage: Eukaryota; Viridiplantae; Streptophyta; Magnoliopsida; Asterales; Asteraceae
Source: the annotation of a GenBank genome assembly